This is a messenger RNA of Cylindrotheca closterium, 645 nucleotides long. Lineage: Eukaryota; Bacillariophyta; Bacillariophyceae; Bacillariales; Bacillariaceae. The record is from the annotation of a GenBank genome assembly.
AUGAAAGCAGGAUCUAGAGUGAAAAUUGAAGGCUUGGAAAGUGAGGCUGGGAAACUUUUGAAUGGCCUUGAAGGUGUUGUGGAUCACUACAGCAAUCAAAGUGAGCGAUACGGAAUAAGCCUGUCAGGGGAUUCUGAACUGAAAAUGAUCAAAGCAACGAACUUGAGAAGUCUAGAUCCAGCUAAAGAUUCCGUUGAUUCCCCGGUGUUUUCUGGAGAGGACGAAAUGAUCAAACAUCUGAAACUUCUCGGAAUGCCCCCAGCGAUGCUAGAGGGCUUGACAGCAGCCCAAAAGAAAGAAAUGUUUGAGAUGACUCAGAAACAGUCUAUUUUGGAACGCGCGAAAAGGGCUAUAGGAAUUGAUGCAACUGAGGAAGCCGAAUUCAAUGAUGUUGACGGUUUGUAUGAAUGGAAAGAUGCGGGGGAUAAGAUUGUCAUUAAAGUGACCGGGUGCACCGGGAAAGUGAGAUGUGACCUCCAGCACGAUUCAAUUCACAUUCAGCACGAAGAUAACGUCAUAUUGAAUGCCCCUUUGUUUCAGCACAUUGUCCCAAAAGAAAGCAAAUGGGAACAAUCGAAUGAUGGCAAACUUGUAUUGAAGAUGCAAAAACUGCAAAAAAUGCGUUGGCUUUGUGUCACGCGCUAA